Euleptes europaea (tarantolino) is the source of this 2244-nucleotide messenger RNA. It is a transcript of the gene LDLRAD4, whose product is annotated as low density lipoprotein receptor class A domain containing 4. Gene Ontology annotation, biological process: negative regulation of transforming growth factor beta receptor signaling pathway. Gene Ontology annotation, molecular function: R-SMAD binding. Bases 192 to 893 code for a protein of 233 amino acids. The transcript has 4 exons. Lineage: Eukaryota; Metazoa; Chordata; Lepidosauria; Squamata; Sphaerodactylidae. The record is from RefSeq and is a predicted model, not a curated record. Gene Ontology annotation, cellular component: early endosome membrane; Golgi membrane.
AGUGCAAAUUCACCUGCACCAGUGGCAAGUGCUUGUAUCUUGGCUCACUGGUCUGUAACCAACAAAAUGAUUGUGGGGACAACAGUGAUGAAGAGAACUGUCUGCUUGUAACAGAGCAUCCGCCUCCAAGCAUCUUCAGCUCGGAACUAGAGUUCGUUCAGAUCAUCAUCAUAAUCGUGGUGAUAACUGUUAUGGUAGUGGUGAUCAUCUGCUUGUUGAACCAUUACAAAGCAUCAACACAAUCCUUCAUCAGUCGGCAGAGCCAAAAUAGGAGGCAAGAGGAAUCAUUGCAACCAGAAGGGUGUUUGUGGCCUUCAGACCGCUCUUCUACACGUCCAGGAGCUUCAGAGAUCAUGUACGCCCCACGGUCCAGAGACAGGUUUACUGCUCCAUCCUUUAUGCAGAGGGAACAUUUCAGUCGCUUCCAGCCAACUUAUCCAUACAUGCAGCAUGAGAUUGAUCUGCCUCCUACCAUCUCCCUCUCUGAUGGUGAAGAGCCACCGCCAUACCAAGGGCCAUGCAUGCUGCAGCUUCGGGACCCAGAGCAACAGAUGGAACUCAACCGAGAAUCUGUCAGGGCACCACCCAAUCGGACUAUAUUUGACAGCGACUUGAUAGACAUUUCAAUGUACAAUGGGGGCCCCUGCCCACCAAGCAGCAAUUCGGGCAUAAGUGCAACCAAUUAUAGCAGUAAUGGAAGGAUGGAAGGACCACCCCCGACUUACAGUGAGGUCAUGGGGCAUUAUCCCGGUUCCUCUUUUUUCCAUCACCAGCAAAGCAAUGCGCCUCCUUCGUCGCAGAGGGGAAGCAGACUUCAGUCUCAGCAGAACAAUUCAGAGAGCACAAUAGUCCCUGUUAAAGGCAAAGACAGGAAACCAGGAAACCUUGUCUAGGUUUCUUUUCUAUGUGCACUUGAAGAGAGACGGGAGAAUCAAAUGGGAGCAUGAUGGAAUUUCCAGUGCUCCUGUGCACAAUAUUGUUAAGUUUCAUGUAAUACAGUUUAGUAAAACCAAACGUUCAAAACUGUUUUUAGUUUCUGAUUCCUGUCGGGAGAAUUGCAUGAAAAGUGGUUUAAAAUAAUUGCAACCUUCCAUUCAGUUUGGCCACAAACAGUGUUUUUGGGAAAAUAUAUUUUUUUUAAUAAACUAUUUGAAUUAUUUAAUUCUAAGAGGUAACUUAGCACAGAAAUAUGGCUUGUACAGCCUGUUUUAUAUUACGCAAAUGGCUGAAAGAAGGCAAGAAAGCGUUACUAGCUAAAUGGGGGCAAAAUUGGCCAGUUUGCUUUCCCUUCCCCAUCCGUGAGUGUGGAAUUUUUUAUGAUUCAGCAUUUCUGUUUUGUGUGCCAAGGUAUAAAGUUUUAAAAACCCACAAAAACUAGAUGAAUUCAAGGAGUUAAUUUGUGUUGUGAUAUAAGUGUGUUAAAUUUGCACUAUCUUUUAAUGUUUUAAAAAUAUAUAUAUGAGGGAGCUGUUUAACAUUAAGUUCUUCUAUAUGUUGUCUUUUCACCUGUGGAAUGACGAUUCCUGAGCAACCCUCUUCAGGACUUUGCCCAGCCCUCUAUUAAUACUCAUCAGUAUGAGACUAUUGAAUUUAAUCUAAUAUCUACUAUUUUACAUAAAAAUUAAGUAAAUGUCAAAGGACUUUAACAUGUUACCUUUGCAAUAAUUUUCAUUCAACUAGUAGUGCGUCAGCAAGAUGGAUUGGAGUUAUGGCUGGAAGAAAGGAAAUGUGAUAUUAUGGAAGUUCACCUCCUUCAGGUGGUUUUAGCUAUAAGCCAUUUGUUUAAGUAGAAGCAAAUGGAAAUGCUGGACACAUUUACUUUUUUUGUAAUUAUAACAAACUUCUACUGCUUGUUUCCUUUCUCUUUUUUUAACAAUGCCGUGUCAGCAGAUUUUUAUCUCCACUGUAGCCCAUAAUAUAUUCAGUCACAUUACAUCCUACAAUAAAUGGUAUUAAAAUGCAAGGUGGGUUUUUCCUGUUAAAUUAACACUUCUGUUGUGCUUUUAUAGAAUUGCUUGUCUCUUAGUGCUGAGGAUCUAUCGCUCAAGUGGAUGGAUCUCUUCAAGUCCUCUCUUCAUUUUACGUUGUUUCUUCAACUGGGUAGACAUUGCUAAUGGGCUCUAUGGAGCCUGUACUAUUAGAAUAUUACUGUGAAUUGUCUGGGAAAAUCAGUUGAUCAGGUUGGAAUUGGCAUAGCCCUAUCUUUAUGCAUUGACCUGAAUUGGUUGUUAUCAAAAUCAGCAA